Molecule: messenger RNA, 1185 nt
Organism: Yarrowia lipolytica CLIB122
Lineage: Eukaryota; Fungi; Ascomycota; Dipodascomycetes; Dipodascales
Biological process (GO): regulation of transcription by RNA polymerase II
Molecular function (GO): DNA-binding transcription activator activity, RNA polymerase II-specific
Source: RefSeq, a predicted model, not a curated record
AUGACCAAAACGGCGGUCCCACGAAAACGCUUUCUGUGGCACCCUGCCGACAUCGACACCUACUACUCGGAUGACUAUUUUUCUGACGAAGAGCGUGAUUUCAAAUAUGGCCGACCCCGACCCACCCCCAUGGCAUCUCUCCUUAAUCUCAACCUGAACGAGUAUGAGCUCAUUCGCUUCUACAAUAACGAAUCCACGCCACUGUUGGUGGCUGCCACAGGCAAAAACGAAGAUGCCCAGGGGCUCUGGAUGGCGAAUGUCACGAAACUAGCAUCCAGUAAUAACGCUCUGAAGGAAAUUUGUAUGGCCUUCGCCACUAUGCAUAUGGGACACAAUCGAAAGAAGUCUAUCUACAUUCUCAAGGACGGAAGGGAGCACCCAAAGACAGCAGGCCCUCUAACAGACCUGACAAGAGUGGCGGGAUACACACGAUUGGAAGAAGAGGUGCUGGAGCAGAUGUUCAUCAGACUCACAAAUGCAGUCAAGGCCCAUCAGCUGCAAAUAGUUAACAUGACACUGGAGUCAUACGAGUCGGUGUUGCUCUCAAGCGUGCUCAUUUACCUGCAUGCCAUGAGCAUGGGUCCAUUUGUGCCUCUCUUCAGCUUUGAUGGCGGAGUCGACCUGUUCAGUCUAGGACGAACCAUCCACGAUCUCACAUUUAUCUACAGUGAUAAAAUCGAGCCUUCGAAUCCGUUCAACUACAGCUUUGGUGAGGACUCGGAAAACGACCGCGAGAAACUGCCACGGGAAGAAGAUAUGUGGGCAAUAAUCGAUUUUGUGGACACAGAUGUGGAGCUGAGUGUGGCAGAGAAGCGAAGGAUCAAACGGUCACUGACAGCUGAGCUCAAUAACCUAAUCAUGCUCUUUCAUAUGGACCGCGAGGCUCUGUCUGUGUCCCACAUCUCAGCAUGGUGCACGUUUUGGACCCCGAGCUUCUUUAGGCUGCUACGCGAGGAGCACAACACAUAUGCGCUGUUGUUUGUGUGUUAUUGGUGUGGAUAUGCACACAUGUGGCAUAUUCUGUUCUGGUGGGGUGAUCGGAUCCAAGAGGACUUAUUGAAUUUGAAGGAUCACCUGCCAGAACGUGUACAUCAUUUCCUAGAGUGGCCACUCCAGAGUUGCACUCGGUUCGACAUCAACUAUGUCGACUUGCUAAACGGCAAGAUGCGGCAGUUGUACAUCUAG